AUGACCCUCAACAACAUUCUUCCGCUCCCCCCUCAUCAUUUAAACCCGGAAAAAUAUAAACGUAAAUCGUAUAUUCUAGGUCGCAGGGUAUUUUUGUGCGUCGGCCUAGUGGCUGCGGCUCUGGGGUACUCUUUGCAGGCCUCGUCGGUACGGCUACAGGCUACUGCAGUGCUUGACGCGUUGGAGGCCGUCGAUCAGGUUUCUUCGUGGGACUUAACCGCCAACGCAAAGUCACGAGAUCAAAACGACGAUACCACUUGCAUAUUCUCCGGAUCGCCCAUAUACCGCAAAGUAUUCGUGUACCCUUCGCCCGGUGACAAUGAUUGGCAAGGUGAUAUUCUCUCCUCACAAGGACGAGGUUUUUCGAUGCCGUGGCCUUGGCAGCUUGUUGAUAACCGUACCAGAAUGUCGGAAGAGAGUCACUAUCAUCCGUUCAGCAUGCAUGCUCAAUUCAGCACGGAGCUUCUUGUCAGAGAGAUUUUAACUCAUCCCGACUCGUGUUUGCGAACUUACGAUCCGGAACAAGCCAGUCUUUUUUACGUUCCGUACUUGCCAUCAAUGGAGUUCCAUGCCGGAGCUCGGGGACGGCCGCCAUCCUUUAAAACUUCAAAAUAUGCAAACGCCAUUCUACGUGCAUUGGAAGGCGACUAUCAACCUUGGACAGAUCACUUCGGUCUCACACCAAAGUAUUGGCAACGGAGAAAUGGAUCGGACCAUAUACUGGUUUUUUCCGAGCCUCUCCAAGGUCUUACUCAUCCAAAGAAGAAACGCGGCAACUACCAUUUUGUACAUACACAAAAGCAGCUUGCACCUCCAAUAGUCGUUUCAGUGGAGCUAAGCACGACAUUUGUGAACAUGUACCCAUCUUGCGCACAAAAGAACAUUCUCAUGCCAUACCCGAUAACCGACGGUCGCUAUUUUAACGGAGAUCUUGACAAAGAGGCUCGUUGGGCGAUCCAGAACCGAUCGUUAGACAGCAUAGACUCGAAAAGUUCACCCGUACUCGUCGCUGAGAAAGACCCGGUCGGAACACUUGCGGAUGCUCGCCCAAUUGCGCAAUGGUACCGAGCAGGUGUACACGGAGAAUGUGUUCCUUUACGCGCUGCGCUACAGCAAAACUACAAGUGUACACCAUCAUUCCCUUCUUUUAAGCGCACUCCUACAACGUACCCGCUGGGUAUGCGCAUGGCGACGUUCUGCCCUUGUCCAGGAGGCGACACUGCCAGUGCCAAACGAAUGUUUGAUGCGGUUCUUGCAGGCUGUAUACCAAUCAUUUUGUCUCAUGAUUUUGUUUGGCCACUGUCAGAUGAGUUCGAACCAGAGAUGUUGAUCAAGGUCUCUGAUUUCGCUUUGCGCUGGAAUGCUUCAAAUUUCGUCGUACGCAAAUUUGAUAAUCAGUGUCGUCCUAGUGUUGCCAAUACAAAUUACGCACUUCCCAGCGUCCAAGAGUUGUUGGAAGCAAUACCGGCCUCCGAGAUACGGCGUCUUCGUCGUGGCUUACGGCAUGCUCAACAAGCUUACUCCUAUUACAAGCCCCGCAAAGGCUUUCCUCGGAAUCCUCUGCGGGAUCGAGUUUUGCCGGAUGGAGGAGCGUCUCAAGCUCUGGUUGCCGCUUUGGCGAAACGUGCCGGUGGUGUUCGAUGGCACGCUUGUCAGAAAGAACUUGGACAGCUGGUCGAAGCGGAGGGUAAAGACGCGGAACCCGAUCGAUUUAAAUGCUAG
Messenger RNA from Phaeodactylum tricornutum CCAP 1055/1, 1722 nucleotides. RefSeq lists its product with no specific name. The coding region runs from base 1 to 1722 and encodes 573 amino acids. Lineage: Eukaryota; Bacillariophyta; Bacillariophyceae; Surirellales; Neidiaceae. The record is from RefSeq and is a predicted model, not a curated record. Gene Ontology annotation, molecular function: glycosyltransferase activity. The transcript has a single exon.